AUGCUGACGCCGGAGCAGAUCACUGGCGUCGCCUUUUGGAUCGUCGCGGGCGGGUCGCUGUACAUUGUGUCCAUGAUGGUGGUCCGCGCCUCGCUGAUCUGCUUCUUCAUCUCCAUAGUCGCCAGUUGCAUCCGGCUCUCGACCUUGGACAAGUUCAGCAAGUCGCCCAACGCCACCAGGAAUAACUUCAAUGCCGUUAUGUGGUCCAUCCUCGACCUCUGGGUCUCCGCCACCUGCGCUUGUCCCCCCGUCGCUGUGCAUCCUGUUUGCGCGCAAGCUGCCGAGCCUGCUGGCGCAACUCGGCCGCAGGUUCGGCAUAUGUUGCCGCCGCCGCCGCCGCCGAGUCCUCGCCUUGCUCCUCCCUCUUCCGUCGCCGGUGCUGGCUGCGCUGCUGGCCGUGUAAGCGGCGUUCGUAAAGUUUCCUGUGUCUGGGGGUCUGGCUGCAGCAAAUCAGAGGAUAUGGUGUUGUUGACGUCGAGCAACCGUGGCAGCAGCCGGUUAGACGACGGGCAGGAGAGUGAGAAAACCGGCGGGGUCACGGGGGUCAAUGAUGUGUGUGAGGUAAAGUCGGGUGGGACAGAUGAGUCUAACCAAGUUGAUGAUCAUUGA
Messenger RNA from Pyricularia pennisetigena, 609 nucleotides. RefSeq lists its product as uncharacterized. NCBI's taxonomy places the organism in Eukaryota, Fungi, Ascomycota, Sordariomycetes, Magnaporthales, Pyriculariaceae. The coding region runs from base 1 to 609 and encodes 202 amino acids. The record is from RefSeq and is a predicted model, not a curated record. The transcript is spliced from 2 exons.